AAAGGAGCAACAAAAGAUGGGUACCAUAGAGACACCUUGUUCGUGUAGUGAACUGCUUAACUUCAUACUCCAUGAUACUAUUUCUGAAACCCAUUAUGAAAUCACCACCUUGUUCCCACCUCCCACCAUUCCAUCAUAUACUUCGCCACCUGAAUCAGACCAAAAGCUAGUAGAAAAAAGUGGGAAGAAAAACAUUAAAAAAAACAAGAAGAAGAAGAAGAGGGCAGUUUGUAAAACCAAACAAGAAGCAGAGUGUCAAAGAAUGACCCACAUUACUGUUGAAAGAAACCGCCGGAAACUAAUGAACCAACAUCUUGGUGUCUUAAGGUCCCUCUUGCCGGAAUCUUAUAUUCAAAGGGUAACAUUUCAGGGUGAUCAAGCAUCAAUAGUUGGUGGUGCAAUAGAAUUUGUAAAGGAGCUUGAACACCAUUUACAAUCUCUUGAAGCUCAAAAGUUCCUCUCAGCUCAACAACAAGAACAAAAGCCAGUCAUUCAUGACCAAAAUAGUACUUUUAACACUAACCCAACCAAGGAGUGUGAAAUACCACAAUUGCCCCAAUAUUUUCAAAAACUUUUUUCUUACCCACAAUACACAUGGUCUCAAUCUUUCAACAACAAUACUUCAAAGAGCAAGGGAGCAAUGGCUGAUAUUGAGGUCAAUUUGGUGCAAACACAUGCUAAUCUUCGAAUCCUGUCACGAAAACGUCUAAAUCAUCUCUCGAAAUUUGUUGGUUUCUUGCAAACGUGUUACCUCUCCGUACUACACCUCAAUGUCACCACGUUGGACCCAUCAGUGCUCUACUCCGUUAGUCUUAAGAUGGAAGAAGAAUGCUGGCUGAAAUCUGCAGAUGAGAUAGCAGGUGUAGUCCAUCAUAUACUUGGACUUGUUGAAGAGGAAGCUGACUUAUGUAUUGAUUACAAAAAUGAAAAGUGGCUGCAUGUUUACUAAUUUACCCCUGCAGACUGGGUUAUAUAUACUACAAUGUGAAUACCAUCCCUUCCAUGGUAAAUUGUCAUCAUUUUGAUGUACAAUUUUAGUUAAUUAAGAUGUAUUUUUUCAAGUUGGCAUGAAUGAUUGAGUAAUAUUUAUCGACUUAAAGCGGGCAAGAAUAAUAGAAGGUAGGAUAAGUUGCCACAAGCCCACAACUAAUUCUGUGUAAGAUAAACCGGCUGGAUGGUCAACUUCCACUAAAGUGAGUCUAGUAGUCAACCAUCAAGAUGUUUUCACAAUGUCGAACCUCAUUAGGUAAGCAUCUUGAUGAUGACCAGAGAUAAUAUUCGAACAGGUUAUGCCGUGUACAUUAGAGUACAGACUUGUCUUUUCCAGUUACCUUGAACAGGGAAAAUACCCUCAGUUUAUAAAAGGAAUGAUCUAUAGCAAUUUUCAUAAUU
Messenger RNA from Erigeron canadensis, 1392 nucleotides. Its product is annotated as transcription factor bHLH71-like. Gene Ontology annotation, molecular function: protein dimerization activity; DNA-binding transcription factor activity, RNA polymerase II-specific; RNA polymerase II cis-regulatory region sequence-specific DNA binding. Gene Ontology annotation, biological process: regulation of transcription by RNA polymerase II. NCBI's taxonomy places the organism in Eukaryota, Viridiplantae, Streptophyta, Magnoliopsida, Asterales, Asteraceae. The transcript has 3 exons. The record is from RefSeq and is a predicted model, not a curated record. Bases 17 to 949 code for a protein of 310 amino acids.